Capra hircus (goat) is the source of this 8424-nucleotide messenger RNA. It is a transcript of the gene DCLK1, whose product is annotated as doublecortin like kinase 1. Gene Ontology annotation, molecular function: protein kinase activity; ATP binding; microtubule binding. The coding region runs from base 149 to 2341 and encodes 730 amino acids. The record is from RefSeq and is a predicted model, not a curated record. NCBI's taxonomy places the organism in Eukaryota, Metazoa, Chordata, Mammalia, Artiodactyla, Bovidae. The transcript has 18 exons. Gene Ontology annotation, biological process: neuron migration; axoneme assembly; intracellular signal transduction. Gene Ontology annotation, cellular component: neuron projection; axoneme.
GCUCCCGCCGCCGCCCAGCCCCGGCCCCGCAGCCCCGCGGCCCGGCCGCGCCCAGCCCGGCGAGGACAGCGCACGAGGCGGCCCGAGCGCGGCCACAAAGACCCCCGGCGGCGUCUCUCCGCGGACCGGUUCAGCUCUAACCGCAGUCAUGUCCUUCGGCAGAGACAUGGAGCUGGAGCAUUUUGACGAGCGAGACAAGGCCCAGAGGUACAGCCGAGGGUCGCGGGUGAACGGGCUGCCCAGCCCCACGCACAGCGCCCACUGCAGCUUCUACCGCACCCGCACACUGCAGACCCUCAGCUCCGAGAAGAAGGCCAAGAAAGUGCGUUUCUAUCGAAACGGAGAUCGCUACUUCAAAGGGAUUGUGUAUGCCAUCUCCCCAGACCGGUUCCGAUCUUUUGAGGCCCUGCUGGCUGAUUUGACCCGAACUCUGUCGGAUAACGUGAAUUUGCCCCAGGGAGUGAGAACAAUCUACACCAUUGAUGGGCUCAAGAAGAUUUCCAGCCUGGACCAGCUGCUGGAAGGAGAGAGUUAUGUGUGUGGCUCAAUCGAACCCUUCAAGAAGCUGGAAUACACCAAGAACGUGAACCCCAACUGGUCGGUGAAUGUCAAGACCACCUCGGCUUCACGGGCGGUGUCCUCUCUGGCCACUGCCAAAGGAAGCCCUUCGGAGGUACGGGAGAAUAAGGAUUUCAUUCGGCCCAAGCUGGUCACCAUCAUCAGAAGUGGGGUGAAGCCACGGAAAGCCGUCCGGAUUCUCCUCAACAAGAAGACCGCUCACUCCUUUGAGCAGGUUCUUACCGACAUCACUGACGCCAUCAAGCUGGACUCGGGAGUCGUGAAACGUCUCUACACCCUGGAUGGGAAGCAGGUGAUGUGCCUUCAGGACUUUUUUGGUGACGAUGACAUUUUUAUUGCAUGUGGACCGGAGAAGUUCCGUUACCAGGAUGAUUUCUUGCUAGAUGAAAGUGAAUGUCGAGUGGUGAAGUCCACUUCCUACACCAAAAUAGCUUCAUCAUCCCGCAGGAGCACCACCAAGAGCCCAGGGCCUUCCCGGCGCAGCAAAUCUCCGGCAUCCACCAGCUCAGUUAAUGGAACCCCGGGUAGUCAGCUCUCUACUCCGCGCUCGGGCAAGUCUCCCAGCCCAUCACCCACCAGCCCUGGAAGCCUGCGGAAGCAGAGGAGCUCUCAGCAUGGCGGCUCCUCCACUUCACUUGCAUCCACCAAAGUCUGCAGCUCAAUGGACGAGAACGACGGACCCGGAGAAGGUGAAGUGUCGGAGGAAGGCUUCCAGAUUCCAGCCACAAUAACAGAACGAUAUAAAGUCGGAAGGACAAUAGGAGAUGGAAAUUUUGCUGUUGUCAAGGAAUGUGUAGAAAGGUCGACUGCUAGGGAGUAUGCUCUGAAAAUUAUCAAGAAAAGCAAGUGUCGAGGCAAAGAACACAUGAUCCAGAAUGAGGUGUCUAUCUUGAGAAGAGUGAAGCACCCCAAUAUUGUUCUUCUGAUCGAAGAAAUGGAUGUGCCAACUGAGCUGUAUCUUGUCAUGGAAUUAGUAAAGGGAGGAGACCUCUUCGAUGCCAUCACCUCCACUAACAAAUACACUGAGCGAGAUGCCAGUGGGAUGCUGUACAACCUGGCCAGCGCCAUCAAAUACCUGCACAGCCUCAACAUCGUCCACCGUGACAUCAAACCAGAGAAUCUGCUGGUGUAUGAACACCAAGAUGGCAGCAAAUCACUAAAGCUGGGUGACUUUGGACUGGCCACCAUUGUAGAUGGCCCCCUGUACACCGUGUGUGGUACCCCGACAUACGUGGCUCCCGAAAUCAUUGCAGAGACUGGAUAUGGCCUCAAGGUGGACAUCUGGGCGGCUGGCGUCAUUACUUACAUCCUGCUGUGUGGUUUCCCUCCGUUCCGUGGAAGCGGUGAUGACCAGGAGGUGCUUUUUGAUCAGAUUUUGAUGGGGCAAGUGGACUUCCCUUCUCCAUACUGGGAUAACGUUUCCGACUCUGCAAAGGAGCUCAUUACUAUGAUGCUGUUGGUGGAUGUCGAUCAGCGAUUUUCUGCUGUGCAGGUCCUUGAACAUCCCUGGGUUAACGACGACGGCCUCCCAGAAAAUGAACAUCAGCUGUCAGUAGCGGGAAAGAUAAAGAAGCAUUUCAACACAGGCCCCAAACCGAAUAGCACAGCAGCUGGAGUUUCUGUCAUAGCACUGGACCACGGGUUUACCAUCAAGAGAUCAGGGUCUUUGGACUACUACCAACAACCAGGAAUGUAUUGGAUAAGACCACCGCUCUUGAUAAGGAGAGGCAGGUUUUCCGACGAAGACGCAACCCGGAUGUGAGGAGCCGGUACAAGGCCCAGCCAGCUCCGCCGGAACUCAACUCGGAGUCGGAAGACUACUCGCCGAGCUCCUCCGAGACUGUUCGCUCCCCAAACUCGCCCUUUUAAUAAGACCCUUUUACUCGAAGUCCUAGCUUAACCCUUUGAGACUCUGAGGUUUGUUUCCCCCCAUCCCCAAAUUUAUGUCAAACAGUUUCAUCUGAUCUACCUAGCACUCAAUGCUUGAAUGGCCGAGCAGAACAGUGUGUUUUUCUGGUAUCCUUGUAGCGAUUUCCUUUUAGCUGAAUGAGACUGUGACAUGUUGGUGAAGAUGACAACUUGCUGCUAAUUGGGUCCUCAAAGGGUUAAGGCUAUUUUGCGACUUUUAAAAUGUAUAAGCAAUGAAUGUUUUCAUCAGUGGAGCUAGGCUCUGCAGUAUGUAACAUAGCACGUGUUAACCCUCUGAGUGCAUGGGAUUUUAUGGAGAAUGCUUGAGGGAAUCUUUCAGGCCUCUGGAUUUAUAUGCACAUGUUUCUUGAUUUUGCUAAAGAUUAAGGGGUUAUUAGAUGCUGAGAUGUCCAGACAGGAAGAGCGUCUAGCAUGCUGUCUUGCUUGUCCUUUUUUUGUGGGUUUAGAACAUGGCAGGUUUAUAACAUAAGCAUCAGCAUCCCUUUCCUCUUCACAACCCUAUUAAGAAAGGGGCUUUUUUAAAGAAAGAGGUCUAACUGCCAGCUGCCCUGAGUCCUGCAUCCCAAGUGAAGGGACCUGGGUCUGUGGCCAACAGCCUGACCCAGGAUAUAGACGGUGGACCCCCUCCCCCAAAUCACCUCCAUAUGAAGACGUGCUGAUGAUGCCCCGGAAAUGCUGCUUCCAUCUCAGCUGCUGCUACUGCCAGUGCAGACCCUCAGGAAGUCACCAUAGCUUGCCCUGUACAUGGUGAGUCAGGGUCUGCCUGCUCAGUAUGAAACAUCUACAGGAAAAAAAUAAACAAACUGGUGGAAAAGCAAUAAAUUGCCAGGUGCUCUACAGGGCUGGAAUGUCAAACAGGAAGAGGCAACAAGACCCUGUUCUUUGUCUUAUCUGCUUUUUUCACACAGUUCAGUCUUCAUUGUGAGAUCCACACAGAGUAUGAAGUCUAUACACAGAAUAUGAAUCCAUACACAGGAGGAGCGCCCGGGACUAGGCGCCCAGAGGCAAGUGCUUUGCAAGGUGGCCAAGGAGAAAGCAGAGUGGACCAGCAGUCUAGAAUAGUCUCAAAAUGCUUUUUAAUGAAAUAAACCAUCAGUGAGAUGAUUCCACGUGCACCUUUAGGUUACUUACAUAUAGUCUCAGGGAGAACAGGAUGGGAGAGCUAGAGGGUAUCCCUGAGGAUAAAACCUCUGCUCCCUAGGAUGACCUUUAUAUAGCACUGUCUUUAGCUGUCCAGAGAGAGAUGCUAUUUUCUUUCUUUGGUCCAAGUCCUGUCCAACAGCUGUAGUUCACUCCUGUUUCCAAAUCUUUCUCCCUAGCCCUGCGUCUUCCCUCGAGUGUGUUAUGCUUGGAAUGGGGGCCUGCAGCAGCCUGCGGUCACUGCUUAGGUGCUUAGGGAAGAGGCUGGCCGGGGUGUUUGGCAAGGCGAGGUUUGUCCCAACUGAAAUGUCCUCCUAAGGUUUGCUUCACUCCCUGGCCCAGAAGACAACCAUGAUGGCUCAUGAAAUUUGCAUCUAGAUGGCUGGAUAGUACUCACUGUCUCUGCUCUGAGGUGUACUUCGACACCUGAAAGUCUUGAAAUGUGUGUGCGGCACUUCCACAGUCAGUUCAGACACAGAUCGGUCUUCAGUGACCGCCUUUUACUCUUCAGCUGAUAAAUGUAUGGUCUCUAUUACUAUCGAUUUAAAAAUCACAGCAUGCCGUGACUUCUGCACCAUGGUCCCCACCCCCCCCCUCGCCGCCCCCCAAGUUUUUGACUCUUUCACGUUUAGGUUUAUCUCUUCUGUGUUGUCUUUUCAUGUAAAUAUUAGGUCAUUUACUGAGAGCACCCCCACCUGUUUUUUAAGAGAGUCCUGAAAUCUCACACACAACAUCACAAAGUAGCACGAAUCAGUUGGGUUUUCUGGCGAAGAGGGGGCGGGCAGGACACCAGGAAGGUAUGGUGUGUAGGCAGAUUCCAAACAGAAAAGUGCUCAGAACUGGUCAGAAAUCACUGCUUUCUCUAGAACGCUAAAGCAAAGCACUAUUCAAAGUAAGACGAAGGAGCAGCUUCCUAGAUUGGCCUCAGUUAGAAACGUGUGAAUAUGAAGAAAGCCUGUGUGCGGAGACCUACCUGCAGUAAGACUGUGGUUUUCCUUGGGCCUCCCUGGUAGCUCAGUUGGUAAAGAAUCUGCCUGCAGUGCAGGAGACCCCAGUUCUAUUCCUGGGUCAGGAAGAUCCCCUGGAGAAGGAAUAGGCUACCCACUCCAGUGUUCUUGGGCUUCCCUUGUGGCUCAGCUGGGAAAAAAAUCCGCCUGUAAUGCGGGAGACCUGGACUUGAUCCCUGGGUUGGGAAGAUCCCCCGGAGAAGGGAAAGGCUACCCACUCCAGUAUUCUGGCCUGGAGAAGUCCAUGGACUGUAUAGUCCAUGGGGUCACAAAGAGCUGGACACGACUGAGCAACUUUCACUUUACUUCCCUUUCUUUCUCUGAAUUACUGCUUUUCCCGUGGGCAUUGCGUGUAUGAUGCCAGCAUCUAGCGCACAGACCUUACAGUGCAUGGCUCAGGCCUUUUCCACCCAAGUCUUGAAGGACUGUGGACUGUGUAAAGCUGUGGCGUGUUUCCCACGACACUGCAGAGGGGCCGCUCGGAAGAAUGCAGGGCCGUUCAGCAUGGGGAUCCCAGCGCAUCGCUGCAGAAUUUGAAUGAUCUAUGCUGAAUAAAUAGUGGAAUGCGACCUGUCAAGUAGAAAUAUUGAGUAAUCAGAUGGAAUGCAAUCUUUUCAGCAACAAGCUAUCGAGAUCCUGAAUGUCAGAAAUGUACUCAGAGGGUUAACAGACAAGCACAAGGCAUGCUGAUUACGUGGGUGUACCCAGACUGCUUUUGCUUCUUAGCCAGUGCUAAUUUUUUUCACGACAUUCUUGGGAUAGUUCAAGUUUGAAAUAAUUAAGUGGUGGUGUUCUUUAAGGAAUUUCUAUAACCAAAUUGAUCUUAUUUUUUAUUUCACUUUAUUAGAGAAUAAAUAUGUACCAUUAUGGCAGUGUAUCUCUGUACUUAUCAAUUUACUCAUUGCCACAAGUGUCCCCAUAUUUUUCUUUUCUAUGUAUUUAAUAUAGCUUUUAUGGUGGUGGCCUGGUGAUGGGGACUGUCUUUCCUCUAUUGAUUACAUGACCAACCAUAUGGUAUUUUCAAGGGGAAUUUUAAGAUUCAUUUUGUUUCAGUUUUGGUAGUAGACUAGUUAAGGAAAAACUCUUUCAUUACUUGCAUCAUGUAAACCAUCUCUGUAGAUGAGAACCGUUCAUAUUGAUGAACACAUUUUUUUUUUCUCAGCACUGUAGCAGAAACCGUUUAUUCUCAUCAUCAAUGCAUAUGUGAUUUGCUCCAUAUCGUUAGAAGGAAAAGUAAGAUUUUGGUCAUUGAAAAUGUUUUUUCUGUAGCCCUCAUCUGAUUUUACACGUGGUGCAUACUAAAAUAAGCAGAGAAAAAAAUGCAAAUAAAAUACUGAAAAUGCUUGGUGUUCUGUAUUCAGUGAGACCUUCCUAGAACCUGCUCAGCACCCCCAUGGGUGGUGCUCAACAGGCCCGUCAGAUAUUGUUGAAAGAAAGCAAUAUAUCCACAAAUGAAAGCUAAAAUUGCAAUCCUUUACCCUUUGAGGCAUAUUUCAGUUGGAAAAAAGAAAAGAAAAGAAAAAUUGGCUUAGCUGAGAGGGUCACGGAGCUACCGUGUGGCCAAGGCUCACGCACAUUAAAUCAUGGUUGUCUGCUGGCUAGUGGUGCCCAUUACACAACUCUGUCCCCGUGCUGAAGGGCAAUUGCGCUUGAGGGAGAGCUUUCUUCAUAUUAUUGUGUUGCCCGAUAGCCCUUCUUUGGGUCAGGGUCUGUCAGCAUUUCCAUGAUAAACUUCUGAUUUCAAAGGUUUUUAAUUUGAUCAUAAAAAGGUGCCCCAGGCUGAAGUUUGCUAUAGAGGGCCUGUUCCAAAGAAUGAAGGUUCACUGCCUUCUUUUCUCUGCCCAAUUCUGCAGAGAAAAGAAUAACCAAAAAGAAAAAAAGAAAAUCUGGUAUGUCUCCCCUCUUUCCUUGUAAUUUCAGAAUUGUGGAAAGCACCAAGAUCCAAGAUGGUAGUUUAAUAUAAUUACUCAUUUGGGUGUGGGUUAAAAAAAAUUAAUGAUUCACUUGGCAUAUAUUGUAGAUAACAUAUCUUUUCUAUAAUUUGUAAAUCAUUAAUUUUUUAAACUGCUACAUGAUUUGGGAGGGGUGGGGGUGGGGAUCCAAUCAAAGAUUUUUUUAAAACUUGAAGUUGGUCAGUUCAAGGGUUAGCCUUUCCUGUGUGUUGUCUGCCAUUUCCAUUAGGAGUUUGGGGAAAAAAUACUCUCAGACAGACCCUUAUUUUGCAUGCAGUGAUAGAGGGUCAGAUAUGUGCUUCUUUGGGAGAUACGGAUUUCUUUAAUCAAGUUUCAUGAAGCCAUUCUAGUCUGUUGGGGAAAAUAGUGAUUAAAAGCACUUCCAAAAUUAACCUUUUUGUCAAUUCAGAUAUGAUAAGGCUUGCAUCAAUGGACACACUUCACACAUUUUUUGGUUUUAAGACAAAAACAAAAUCAACGAAACUUGAGAACACAUUUGAUCACUGCAAAUGUGCUUUAAAAAUUGGCUCAAUGGUGCUUAUACAUGAAACAGUAACAAAUGGGGUCCCUAGGACUGUCAGAAGGAAUCUUUCAUUUGUAUGUAAUUACAUACUUGAGGAGGAGGUGCUUUUAAGGCAGUCUUUCAUUUUUUAAUCAUCUCAAAUAUGCAACCAUCCGUCCAGUAACAUUAAGGGUCAUAAACCGGUGGGAAACAGGAAAUUCAGUGUAGAAGCUUAGGAUGCCUCUGGGUGAGGUGGUCUUUACUUCCCCCUUCGGUUUUUGUGUGUGUGUUGCUGUUGUUGUCGUUCAUGGGCUUCAAUGCUGAAGCUAUGCGAUCAUUUUUCAGUGAGCGAGCUUCUAACUGGCAGGUGUUUUGAUCACGGGGUUUGCAAUCUCUUGCCCUUGGAGACACGUGAGGGCCCUAGUUUCAUUCUUUUUCAUAAAGGAAGUGCAAUCUCUGUAAUUAAACCCUACCUGUAAAUUUCCUCAACAUUCUCUUUUGGUCCACUGACAUGAGACCCUUAAUGUUGCUUCAGUGUAAAAUUGUAUAUUUUUGUCUGUGAUAUACUUUAUUAACUUAAAUAAUAGUUCUAAAAGCCUUCACUGUUGGUAUUAAGAGAAAGUAGGGUUUUAAAAGUGAUGAUAAAGAUGCUAUAAUGUCAAUUCAUUCCAGUCCAAUUGAAUGCGGUAAGAAAAAGACCUUGAAUAGUUCUCUAGGGACAAUUUCUCACUGGCCAUUGACAUUAAUCUUUGAUGUAUUCUUAGAAAAAAAUUUUAAAAAAUUGAAACUGGUCCAAGGUUAGAGUCAUAUCCUCGAUAACUAUUUUUUUUAAUUUUAUUAGGAAAUUAAUAAUAGUCUUUUUCAUUCUGGGUGAAAGAAAAUUAUUAAAAGAUUAGUUGAGUGUGAAAUUAAAUAGCAUUUUGCUCAUGCAUACUGAAAAGGUGGGCUCGGAACCUGAUGCAUUUAAACAAGUUUCUGAAAGGUUUCAAUUUGGUGCAAGAAAAAAAAUACAAUGUUUCCUUUGAAAAUACUGAAUUUAUCAAUUGCUGCAUGGAUCAGAUGGCACAGGUUAAUCUUUGAUUUUCAGAAUCUUAAUGAAGUAACUAUCAAACGAUUUGUAUCCAUGAUUAAAGCUGGAAUGAGAUCUGAUUUUUUUCCUAAUCUCUCAGUUUAAGCUAAUAAAUGUAGGUUAAUGUGGAUGAAAUCAUCUGUGAUAUAUUAUGUUCAUUUAUCAACUGAGCUUUUUUGAUGUUGCCUGUUUUUAUGUAAAACAUGUUCUUAAAGGUUAAUAAAAGAAUAGUACUUGGUGUAUGAA